Molecule: messenger RNA, 429 nt
Organism: Hyaloperonospora brassicae
Lineage: Eukaryota; Oomycota; Peronosporomycetes; Peronosporales; Peronosporaceae
Source: the annotation of a GenBank genome assembly
AUGCUCGCCGUCGCUGACCGUCCCAACCGCAAUCUGCCGUCGGCUACUGCGUCUAGCGAGCUUUACCAUCGGAGCGACGACAGCAAGCUGAUCAAGAGCGACAAGGAGGAGCGUUCGCGUGUAGUCAGCGAAAUGGCGAGCAUUGCGGGAAACUUCAAGAGUCGGGGGACCCCAAGCGCGCUCGAAGCGAACCCGCUGAAAGGUGUGAAGCAAUCGAAGAAAUAUUUGGUGCUCGCAAAGGAAUUCUUGAGAGGCGAGAGUGCUUUCCCGCAGCUCUACAACGAUAAGACGAAGACUCCGUAUAUGACCUUUACACGGCUGGGAUUCGGCAAACUCUCGUCCGAAGAGAAGCAAGCAAACGAAUUGUACCUCAUCUGGGCAAAGUAUUUCGAUUACUGGGUAAACAGGAACCAUCCAACAAGUCGCUAA